Molecule: messenger RNA, 2153 nt
Organism: Acanthaster planci (crown-of-thorns starfish)
Lineage: Eukaryota; Metazoa; Echinodermata; Asteroidea; Valvatida; Acanthasteridae
Gene: armc6
Product: armadillo repeat containing 6
Biological process (GO): hematopoietic progenitor cell differentiation
Molecular function (GO): protein binding
Source: RefSeq, a predicted model, not a curated record
UGCGGUUGCCAAUGUAAAACAACGUCAUGAUCGUUACAUGUGUUUGAGCUGUCAUUUCGGCCGGAAGUUCGGGUCGUUAAAAAAGCGAAUAAUGGCCUCUAAGCGAAUUACCCAAGAAACCUUUGAUGCAGUUGUGAAAGAAAAUAUCGAAGAAUUUGAGAUGUCGCCCGAGGAAGCGCUUAGAGAAGCCAUCGAGCAGUUUGAAUCGCAAGGUGUUAAUCUAGUUAACAUUCUCAAGACAGUUCCGGCAGUUGGUGGUGAAGGGGAUGUAGCACAUGCAGCAAGACAUCCUGUUCUUGAAGCCUUGGACCAACUCCACCAGGUGCUACAAGGGGUAGUCACCGACAAGGAAUCGGUCAAAGCAUCCCUGACAAAGUUUUCCUUGGAGUGUGGUGUGGAUAUCUCACAUCGCAUCGCAGCUGCCAGUAACAAUGCCUACCCUACCCUGAAGUUCCUGGUGCAGAAGUAUCUGAAGGACGAGGGCAUGCUGUUGGCAGCUCUAGACGGCAUGGCAGCUCUCCUGAACGGCCAGCCCGACUUGAUCCAGGGGGCGGAUGGUCAGAUGCUUUGCGACAUCCUGCGGGAAAACGUCACCUCGGAGAAGAUUGCCGCAUCCUGCAUCAGAACUAUACGCUUAACGUGCACCAUGCACGAGAUCAAUCGGAGAGCCUUCGUCAAAGCUGAGCUCAUACCAUUGUUGAUCCAGACUCUUGAAAACUGUCCGACUGCCGCUGCCAUCAAGGAGGCAUGUGGAGCUUUGAGAAUCUUGACGGUGGAUGAUGACAUCAGGGUUCCCUUUGGAAAAGCUCAUGACCAUGCUAAGAUGAUCGUGGAAGCAGGAGCCAUGAAAGUGAUACUUGACACACUAACGGCUCAUGUAGACGAUCCAUCUCUUGCCGGUGAUCUGUGUCUGACACUAAGCCGACUAGCCGUACGCAAUGAGUUCUGUCAAGAGAUCGUUGAUCUGGGUGGCUUGAAGCUCGUGCUUCAGGUGUUGAAUGACAACAUGGAGAGUCAGGUUGUCGUGAAGCACGUUCUGGCCAUGCUGAAGGCCAUUGCUGGUAAUGACCAGGUCAAGGUAGCCAUUGUCAAUGCAGGUGGGGCCUCCAUCAUCAUCCAAGCGGUCAGUCAGCACAUCAAACAGCCUGGGGUUUGCGAGGCUGGCUUUGGAGCCAUUGCAGCCAUAACGCUGAGGAAUCCUAGCCAUGCUAAGAUAGCCAUGGAGGCUGGCACUGCGCCUGUCAUCAUACAAGCCAUGCAGAUACACCCAACGGAAGCAGCGACACAGAAACACGCCUGCAUGGCUCUCCGCAACCUGGUGGCACGUUCCCGCGAGUACUGCCCAACCAUCCUGGCCCUGGAGGCCGAGCCCUUGAUCCAGAAGGCCCGGGCAUUCUGUGAGGAUGAGGCCAAGGCAGCCCUACGAGACCUGGGCUGUGAGGUGGAGCUAAAGGAGCUCUGGAAAGGAGAGAAGAACCCACUGAUGAGGUGAGAAGGGCUGGUGUCCUGGCAUCAAUAUUGGUACAAGACCAACUGGUAUCUCCAUUCCAGACUUCCCGGACCUGUCAACAUUUGCCAAACAUCCAACUGAAGGCGCAAGACUUUUUUUUUUAAGAAAAGUAUGAAUUGCCAAUAUAAACAUAGGAUAGGACAUAGAGACCACAAUACUUAAAAUGGAACGGCCAACUCUCCUUCCUUUGUGCUCAUUCGUAUAGCUCGUGAUCAUUCAUAUGUACAAACAGGUUACGCCCCCCAAAAAAUAUUAAUUUCCUGAAUCCCUAUCACAUGAUAGCUUGUCUCAGCCUCUUUUUAAUGCACCCUUGUGGUUUUUAUCUGUGUCAGACACCGCCCUUAAUUCCCACAAAAGUGUAAGACAAUGUGGGAGGGAUUGACCGGACAUGCAGCGUGACUUUGGGUUCCAGUGCUGAUUUCGGUUCACACUUGUCAGAGCAAAUGAGCUUGAGAACGAAAUUGUGUACAACGCCUAUGCCGAUGCAUGCCGACACCGAUAUCUUAGAACAAAAUAUACCUGUACUUUUAUUUGUGUAUAUAAUUUGCUUGAGUGUUUAAUGCUGCAUUAGUACAAUUCCAUUGUGUGAUGGAUUGCAUUGUUUGAUGAGUGUAUCAUAAAGCAUGCAGAUUUGUGCAUUCCA